UAGUAUUCAGUGCACUUUGUGGUGUUCGUUGUACUUUGUGGCAUUCUGUGUUUUUCUCGGUAUUUGUCCUGGUCUUUGUUCUUAUAGUAUAGUGGUACUUGGUGUACUUUUGUGGUACUGAGGUGACUGUUUCACCUUGUUUACUUCACUCUUUUCUCUUGGCAUCAGCUGAGCACGCGCUGACUCCUUCGAGCCACGCCGUGUCCACGCGGGUGUCUCGGGCUGUGAUUGGCCGCCGCCGACACAAACAGGCCUUUUCCACCAAUGGGAGCGCGCCGCACGCGCCGGGCCACAGACUUCCGCGUGCAGAUAAAAGCGGCCGAGUCUUUGUGAGCAGCACAAAUCGUUCUGGCAGCAGCAGACAUGGUGGUGUCCACGAAGAGAGUGAAAACGUUCACGCUGUUUUUCAGCGACCCCACGAAGAGCUUCUACUGCGGCGGAGACAAAGUGUCCGGGCGCGUGCUGGUGGAGGUGACAGAAGCCACGCGCGUGUCCGCCGUGCGGGUGCUGGCGGUGGGAAGCGCCAAAGUUCAGUACGCGAAAGGAAAACAGCGCUGCCGCCAGGAGGCGCAAUAUCUGCGUCAGGAACAGCAACUCCAUCUUCCGACACAACCGACAGACACUGAUGGGUCGGUGGUCCUGAGGCCUGGAAACAUGUACGAGUACACGUUUGACUUUGAGCUUCCUGAGCAGGGGCAGCUGGUGUCUUCAUACAAAGGCAAGUUUGGCUACGUCCAGUACUACGUCAAAGCCCUAAUGGAGAGACCGGGCCACACCGUCCUCGAGUGUAAGAGAUCCUUCGAGGUGGAGGAACCUCUGGACAUCAACACUCGAGACCUGCUGUGUCCCACGGGUGGCAUGAAGGAAAAGAAAGUUACCGUCAUGUUCAUCCCUGACGGCCAAGUGUCACUAAAUGCUAAAAUCGACAGACAAGGCUUCUGUGAAGGUGAAGACAUCUGCAUUAAUGCAAAGUUUGAGAACACCUGCUCCCGCAUUGUGGUGCCCAAGGCCGCAAUCAUCGCGACACACACCUACCAGGCCAAUGGCCGCACCAAGGUUGAGCGCAAGAAGUUGUCUUCAGUCCGUGGAAAUCACAUCAUUUCUGGCAUGUGUGAUGCAUGGCAGGGCAAGACCAUCAGGGUGCCAAAACUUAAACCCUCCAUGUUGGGCUGCAACAUGAUCCGCGUGGAGUACGCGCUCAUGAUUUACGUCCACAUACCUGGCAGUGACAAGUUGGUCCUGGAGCUUCCUCUCGUCAUCGGCACCGCUGGACUCGGCAGUCGCAGCAACAGCGUUAGCAGCUACGAGGGUUCGGUCAGCAGCGCCUCUCAGAGUUGGGUUUCCCUCAAACUGCCUUCACACCCUCCCAGUUACAGUGAUGUGACCCGCGACUUCCACCUGGACCAGCCCCUGACGCCGCUUCUCGAUGACGUUGAUGGUGACGAUAGCCCCAUCCUUAUGAACUCAACGGCCUUCCCUUUUGCACCGCCGCCAGCAUAUUCUGAGGCUGAAGAACGCAGCGGGAACGUGCGGAUGCUGCCGGUCUGCUGAAGUCCAACACGGACUCUGGAACUGUGACUCUCAGGGACGAUCUGUGCCUAAAGGAGCAAAGUCCAUCCCAAGGAGGCAGCACUGAGGAGACGGUUUGCCUUCCCGUACUGGUCCGGUUUUCCUCCUGGUCAUCUUGACCCCGUGGACAAAUUCCGUCCCUUGGUCAUGGCCCGUCCGUCGGGACGUUCUGGUUUCUGUUUCAUUCCACUCGGCAUUUUCCCAAAGGAAGCAUCUUUUUGUUGCCGUUUUUCAGCCUGUUGUCACCUUUGACCUCACAGCGUGAUGAAAAAGAUCCAGGUUUUAGGUUUUGAUUGAUGCGUUUUCUGUGUGAGAUGUGUCCUCGAUACACAAAACAUUUUGUAUCAAACCCUAUGGGUUGUUUUUUAAAAAUAAAUUUGUCAGUUCAGGUGA
Messenger RNA from Thalassophryne amazonica, 1962 nucleotides. RefSeq names its product thioredoxin-interacting protein-like. The record is from RefSeq and is a predicted model, not a curated record. Gene Ontology annotation, molecular function: ubiquitin protein ligase binding. Gene Ontology annotation, cellular component: cytoplasm. NCBI's taxonomy places the organism in Eukaryota, Metazoa, Chordata, Actinopteri, Batrachoidiformes, Batrachoididae. The transcript has 6 exons. Bases 364 to 1551 code for a protein of 395 amino acids. Gene Ontology annotation, biological process: protein transport.